AUGGGAAAGAAAUUCAAACAUUCAGAAAUAUUUCCUAGUAACCCAAUGCUUUUGUGUAUUUGUGGAAGUUCCGGUUCUGGGAAAACUCAUCUCACUUUUAACAUGUUGACAACACCAAAACUUUUAGAUUUCGGUUCAUUAUAUAUCUACACAACAACACCAGAGCAAUCAUAUUAUCAAUUCCUCAAAGCUUUAGAAUAUUUACCAAUGAAAGAUGUUCAAGACAUAUUUCAAUAUUAUGAAGGAAACGAAGAAGAAGAAGUUGAAAUAAAAGAUAUCAUAGAUAACUACAUUAAAGCAAAGAAUCCAUCUUUCUAUCCAACAGACAUUAAAGUUUUUCUGAAGAAAAAUGUUAAUGAUCUAGACUUGUCUAAUAUUGAUAGCAAUCGAAAGAAUUUGAUAUUGUUUGACGACAAUCAAGCUGUUCAACAAGAAUUCUUCACGAAAGGAAGACAUCACAACUAUCACUGCAUAUACCAAUCCCAACCUUUUUAUGGGAUGGAUUCUAUGUUUAUUAGAAAAAAUGCAAAUUGUUUUUUAUCAUUCGAAUUAAACGAUAAAGAUUUAUCUCAAAUCAUUCAGUCGAUAAAUCACGGAAUGGAUAGAGAUACAUUUAAAACGGUUUGUAAAACACAAUGGAGAAACCCAGAUGAUCAUGGAUAUGUAUUUGUUAAUACUAUAAAACCUGCGGGUGAAAGAGUUAUGAUCGGCAUAUGUUAA
This is a messenger RNA of Lottia gigantea (owl limpet), 720 nucleotides long. RefSeq lists its product as hypothetical. The coding region runs from base 1 to 720 and encodes 239 amino acids. Lineage: Eukaryota; Metazoa; Mollusca; Gastropoda; Lottiidae. The record is from RefSeq and is a predicted model, not a curated record. The transcript has a single exon.